Molecule: messenger RNA, 1075 nt
Organism: Terrapene triunguis (Three-toed box turtle)
Lineage: Eukaryota; Metazoa; Chordata; Testudines; Emydidae
Product: regulator of G-protein signaling 16
Exons: 5
Coding region: 30-602 (190 amino acids)
Source: RefSeq, a predicted model, not a curated record
CCUACCCUCCUGCUUGCCCAGUUCUCAGCAUGUGCCGGGGUUUAGCUGCACUUUCCACCUGCUUGGAAAGAGCCAAACAACUCAAGACUCGUUUAGGGAUCCUGCUUCAUAAACCAGAGUUGGGACAUGAGGCUGAGAGCUUCAGCACGUCUGAGCAGGGCACCAAACUGAGAAACUCCUCAGAGGAAGCACUAGAAUGGAAGAAGUCCUUUGAUCACCUGCUGAAGAGUAGAAAUGGGGUGGCUACAUUCCAUGCCUUCCUGAAGACAGAGUUCAGUGAGGAGAACCUUGAGUUUUGGUUGGCUUGUGAGGAGUUCAAAAAGUCCCGGUCAAAAACUAAACUGUCAUCCAAGGCCCACAGGAUCUUUAAGGAGUUUGUUCAAAAUGAAGCACCUAAAGAGGUGAAUAUUGACCAUGAAACCAGAGAAAUAACCCGGAAGAACCUGACAGCUGCUACUUCUUCUUGUUUCGAUGCUGCACAGGCAAAAACCCGCACUUUGAUGGAGAAGGAUUCCUAUCCCAGGUUCCUGAAAUCUACCUCCUACCAGGACUUGACAGAGCAAAUCACCAGCCAUAGCACCAGCAAGCGGUUGCAUACCUGAUCCAAGUCACCUGCACUGCCAGAAACUGGGGGGUGAGGGGAAGAGCCACAUAGUGAAGCAAAGGUAGAGGAGGCAGGAGCCUGAGAAACAGCGACUGAGGCAGAAAGAGCUCUGAGCAGUGGGGUUUUGGCUAAAGUCCUGGGAUUUUAUCCUUAUCAGGAUCCCUAGGAUCUCAAAUGCUUCCAUGUACCUCCGAGCUGUAGGGAGAAGCACCUGUCCCCCAUCACUGGCAUGGGAGAUGGUGAAAUGGGAACUGUUGGGAGAGAGAGAUGGGUGGACAGUUGCUUAUAUGCAAGCAAGCGCUCCAGUGACGGGUAGUGGGGAAAAAAGUAUGCAAGAAGAGACUUGCACUAAACGUAGAGAGAGAGAGAGAAGGGAGCUGGAUGAGAGGCUCCACCUGAGUGGCAGGUUCCAUUGAAAACAGGGUAGAUUCAAUUCCCCCCCAAACUGUCCACCAUCUGAUGUUGAACUUU